AUGACGCUCCUGCCGCGCGAGGGCCGGGGCGCGCCGGCAUAUGCCAGGACGAGCGACCCCGGCGCCGCCGCUCCGCCGGCGGCGGCCCUGUCCGGGCUGGGCGCCGGGGACCCGCGCGCUCGGUUGGGGAAGGGAGGCCUCGCGGCCCGGCUGGGCGGGUCCGCGGACCAGAUGCUGCUCCCGGAGGAGGUCGACCUGCCCCUCGGCGGGGAGGACCUCCUCAGCGGCUACCGGGGAGCCCAGCCCGAGCGGCACGUGCAGCUCUUCCGGCAGCUGCAGUCCAAGUGGCAGUGCUACGACGCCUAUUGCCGCGUCUGCAUGGGCUUGGGCGUCAACCAGAUACUGCAAGGCCUGAGCUAUUACUGCAUCUGCCACACGCUGGUGGAGAACCACUCCCCGACGACGGGCUACGCGCUGGUCGCCCUCUUCCAGUGCACCACGGUGGCCAUUGCGGUGCUGGACCUGGCGGGGCUGAAGCGCCACGAGAUCGUCGCCGUGCAGGUGGUGGGCGUGCUGCCGUGCGCCCUCUCCGCGUGGGGCGUGGCGCACGGCCAGCGGGACGCCAAGGGCGUGCUCGACCCGGAGCAGGACUACAUGCUGUCGCCCCUGAGCUUCCUGUGCCAGGUCCUGUGGCUCGAGCUGUGGCUGCGCGUGGCGGCGCCCAGCGGCGUGGACGAGGCCAAGCUGCCGCGGCGCUUCCGCCAGGUGCUGUUCCUGGAUGUCUUCGGCGACGCCGUCGGUUGGGACCCGACUCAGGCCGAGGACGAGAAGUUCGCCGACAAGGUCGCCGAUGGGUCCGGCGCCUUCUCCUGGGACAACGUCCAGGGCUCCCUGGACGGCGGGGAGGAGGACGACGAUGACCUGGACGCGGCCCAGGAGGCGGUGGCGGCGGCCGUGGAGCAGGCGUCGCGGCAGCUGACGCUGGCGCAGUGCGCGAUGCGGCGAUGGAAGGCAGUGCCCGACUGGUGCCUCUCGACCAGCCAGCGCCAGGAGCUGGACGCGAUCGCGAAGCAGCUGGACAACUGGGGGAACUCCAUCCGGCUCGAGGUGCAGCGGCACAACGCGAAGCUCGGGCACGCCGCGACCCGCUGCGCUGAGGCGGCCUCGUUGCAGCGGUGGCGCGACCUCAGCGCCGAGGAGAAGUCGGCCGACCCCUUCGCGAAGUGCCUGCUGGGCCCCUUCCAGCACGACACGGGCCACGACAUCUCGCACUUCCACUACGAGGUCGAGAGCCAGCAGACGUUCUUCGGCGGCGACGUCUCCAGGAAGUGCCCAGGCGCCCUGGUGCUCGCGCUGGAGGCCGUGCGCGCCAUGGUCGUGGACGGCCGCCGCGCCGCCCGCCCGCCCAAGACGCGCGGCCUCUCCAUCGACCCAGAGCGCGCCCUGGAGCGCGCCCUGGGGCAGACUGACCGGAGCUCGGCGAAGGCGGGCCAGUCGAGCGACGCGUGGCGCUCCCGGGCCGAGGCGGCCGCCCGGCAGGCCCAGGCCAACGAUUGGUUCGGCGGCGCGGUGGCUGUGGCCGAGGAGGCCGCCAGGGAGGCCCGCGAGCAGUUGGAGAGGGCCCAGCAGGAGCUGGACACCAAUAUGACCCUGCGCCAGAUCGAGGCGGUGGACUCCCACGCACAGGCCGAGGCCCACAGCGAGUUCGCCAGGCAGGAGAAGCUGCAGGGCGUCCUCAGCUCCAUGAGCCACGAGUUCGACGCCACCGUGAGGGAGGUCGCCCAUCGAGUGAAGAGCGACCAGGAAACCGAAAGGCGGAAGCUGGCGGCGUACGACAAGUUCAUGAAGAAGAUGGAGAGGAUGGAGGAGACCGACAGCGAGAAGGCGGCCCGGGAACUCGCCAAGGAACAGCAUCGGGAGCUCACCCUUGAGCGGAUGGCGAUGAAGGACUUCCAGAAGGAGGAGAAGAUCGAGGCCAAGGAGAUGGCCCAGAUGAAAAAGGAGCUCCAGAAGGCGGAGGUCCACGAGAAGGUGAUCAAGAAACACCGCGCAGAGAAGGAGGGCGAGAUCUCGGCAAGGCUCUGGGACGAGGCGGAGGACCUUCGCGUGAAUGCCAGCAACCUGUCCAACGGAACCCUGUCGCAGGAUGAGGUGCUGAGCUUGCUGGACAUAUCGGCGGAUGAGCUGAAUAACAUGACAGAUACCAUCUCCAACCUCUCUGGCGAUACGGGCGCCUGGUUCGAGGAGCGUUUAAGGGGCAUCCGGUACAGGUCCACCACCGCCUCGGCGCACUUGCUGCAGGCGAUCACCGCGAACGUGCAGGAGCUUAGGAGCCACCACCAGGACCUCACCGACGCCCAGCUGCAGCACCAGAUCGUGAGGCUCCUGAACGAGACCAGGAACGAGGUCAAGCUCCUGCAGCUGGAGAGCACCGCGAUCCACAGGCGGAUCGACGGCUGGGGGCGGGCGAGCCCCGAGAAGCUCAGCGUGGCGCUGGCCGGGGCGCUGGACGGGGUCACCAACAACGUCGAGUUCCAGAACCACCUCUUCGAGGUGGACCUAGGCCGCCUGUCGCACGCCAGCCAGACCGAGGCAUGCAGGAUGCUCAGCGCGCUGUUCAUGGAGGACAUGCAGCCGGCCUACAGGAGCAUCUGGCGCAUGCGGGAGAAGCUCGACCUGCUGACCAGGGUGGUGCCCAGCGCCCUGGCCGGCACGCCCGAGGGCAUGGACGUGGUGGCGGGCCGCACGCGCGACCUGCUGAACAUGGCCUACGCCCAGCACCUCGCCCUCGAGCAGGCCUCGAGAGCCGUCCUCGCCGAGGCGGGGCCCGUCAUCGUGGAUCGGCUGAAAUGCGUCUUCAGCGGCACGCCCCACGCCGCGCCGGGCCUCCUGGCGGCCGCGCUCGUCGCCGCGGCGGGCUGGCUGGCGGCGUGGUGA
Prorocentrum cordatum is the source of this 2877-nucleotide messenger RNA. The record is from the annotation of a GenBank genome assembly. NCBI's taxonomy places the organism in Eukaryota, Dinophyceae, Prorocentrales, Prorocentraceae.